CCAUUGACGUGUCUUUAUCCAACUUACAACCCAAGUCAGACUCAGAUCGGCCCUCACGCUAACGCGAACUGAAUACAAAUCCUACCCCGUCACCAACAAAAUCCCAGGUAAACCAACAAAUAAUAACCAGCUACCAGGAACGAAGUUCGCUAAACAAACCGGCCGCGGCAAACAACAUCCUAUACGCACGCCAUCAUGGCCGCCGCCACGCGACUCCUCCGCCUUCUCCUGAUCACGCUGCUCGCCGGCGCCGCCGUCUUCUCCUCCUCCCCCGUCGCCGCCGCGCGCGACGUCCCCGCCGUGCCGGUGGCCGUCGUCGUGUCCGGCGCGGGCGAGCUCGUCGUCGGCGACACGGAGCCGAGCGCGUACGAGAUGCUGGAGCGGUUCGGGUUCCCGAAGGGCAUCCUGCCCGAGGGCGUGACCGGGUACACGCUGCGGCGGUCCGACGGCGCGUUCCAGGUGUUCAUGGACAGGGACUGCGAGUUCGAGGUCGACGGCGGCUACAGGCUCACCUACCAGCGCACCAUCUCCGGCACGGUGGCGGGCGGUAGCAUCCGGGACCUCCGCGGCGUCUCCGUCAGGAUGUUCUUCGUCAACUGGGGCAUCGACCAGGUGCUCAUGGCGGACGCCGACCACCUCAUGUUCUACGUCGGCCCGCUCUCGCAGGCCUUCCCGGCCGACAACUUCGAGGAGUCACCCCAGUGCCGGUGCCGAGGCGUGCUCGACGGCGUCGCGCACGUCGGCGUGGCGGCGAUGUAGGAUCGAUCGGGCCGUUCGGUGGUUACAGACGUGUAAGUAGCAUACUACGAUCGAUUGGUACGUGCAGUGCUUGCACGUGAUCGAUUAUGUCAUUUUUUUUGAGGGAUGAUCGAUGAUGUGAAUUAGUUUUUUUUUUGUGUGAAUCGGUAGAUGCAAGAUUGGUGUGCGUGCAAUGCACUGCACACGGAGGAAAGGACCGAUCAAACGGGAUGUCAAUUCUAUUCUGAUGUUUAUGAGUUUCGCUCUUUGCCGAUUAUGAAGUUUU
Molecule: messenger RNA, 1024 nt
Organism: Lolium perenne
Lineage: Eukaryota; Viridiplantae; Streptophyta; Magnoliopsida; Poales; Poaceae
Source: RefSeq, a predicted model, not a curated record